Molecule: messenger RNA, 958 nt
Organism: Pelobates fuscus (common spadefoot toad)
Lineage: Eukaryota; Metazoa; Chordata; Amphibia; Anura; Pelobatidae
Product: olfactory receptor 12D3-like
Exons: 1
Coding region: 1-936 (311 amino acids)
Biological process (GO): G protein-coupled receptor signaling pathway
Cellular component (GO): membrane
Molecular function (GO): G protein-coupled receptor activity; odorant binding; olfactory receptor activity
Source: RefSeq, a predicted model, not a curated record
AUGGAAAGUUUAAAUAUGACAAACGUAGACGAGUUUCACCUUCUAGGAAUCACUGAUAUCCAGCAGAUCCAACUAUUCUUCUUUUUCAUUUUCCUUUUAUUCUAUAUAUUUAUUCUAAUAGGGAACACCAGUAUUGUGUAUGUGGUGAUCAUGGAUUCAAAACUUCAUACACCCAUGUACUUCUUUUUGGGUAACCUUUCUUUCCUGGACAUCUUCUAUUCAACCGUUACAGUCCCUAAGAUGUUGGCUGGAUUGGUGGUGGAAGACAAGGUGAUAUCCUUCCAAGGCUGUAUCACUCAGCUCUAUUUUUACCACUUUUUAGGGAGUACUGAAGCUCUGCUUCUCACUUCAAUGUCUUAUGAUCGAUAUGUUGCUAUUUGCAACCCAUUACAUUACUAUGUCCUCAUGGGAAAGGCAGUAUGUAUUCAGCUGGCAUUGGGAUGUUGGCUCAUUGGCUUUUUAUAUUCACUAACCCAAACAAUUCUGAUAUCUUUGUUGCCUUUCUGCAAUGAUAACAAGGUCACACAUUUUCAUUGUGACAUAAAGCCACUCCUAAAAUUGGCCUGCAAAGACACGCACCUCCAUGAAAAACUUGUGUCCAUCAUUUUUGCUCUUGUAGCAGUUUCUACAUUUUUCCUAAUUCUCAUAUCCUACAUCUUUAUUGGUUCUCAUCUGUCAAACAUCAAAUCCACUCAAAACAGACUCAAGGCAUUUUCUACUUGCACUUCCCACUUGACUGUUGUCUGCCUGUACAUCGGAACUGCCAUGUGUACUUAUUUAGGUCCAACAACCCAAAAUUCCUUAGAGAAGGAUAGACUAGGUGCUAUCUUGGUCACAGUUAUCACCCCCGCAUUGAAUCCACUUAUUUAUACAUUAAGAAACAAGGAGGUAAAAAGAGCACUUCGAAAUGGAUAUUUUAACGGGGUUUCAUGUUGAAAUAUAAAGAAAAAGAAACCUA